AUGAAGGAAACAACCUGUAAUGGAUCAGUACAUGGUUCACCCAUCUUCUACCUGGUGGGCAUACCCUCUCUUCCAGAGACUUUCUUCCUGCCUGUAUUUUUUAUUUUCCUCCUCUUCUAUCUUCUCAUCCUUAUGGGUAACACCCUGAUCCUGGUGGCCGUGGUAGCAGAACCCAGUCUCCAUAAGCCCAUGUACUUCUUUCUGAUCAAUCUCUCAGCACUGGACAUCCUUUUCACCACAACCACUGUCCCCAAGAUGCUGUCCCUGUUCCUGCUUGGGGACCACUUCCUUAGCUUUCCUUCAUGCUUAUUGCAGAUGUACCUCUUCCAAAGCUUUACAUGCUCUGAAGCCUUCAUCCUAGUGGUGAUGGCCUAUGACCGCUAUGUAGCCAUCUGCCGCCCACUGCACUACCCGGUCCACAUGACUCCACAGACCAAUGCUGCGCUGGCAGCCAGUGCCUGGCUCAUUGCCCUCCUCCUGCCCAUCACAGCAGUGGUAAAGACCUCCAAGAUGGCAUAUAACAACAUUGCCUACAUCUACCACUGCUUCUGUGACCACCUGGCUCUGGUCCAGGCUUCCUGCUCUGACACCACCCCCCAGACCCUCAUGGGCUUCUGCAUUGCCAUGGUGGUGUCCUUCCUCCCCCUCCUCCUGGUGCUUCUCUCCUAUGCCCACACUCUGGCCUCAGUGCUUCGCAUCAAAUCCCAAGAAGGACAUGCAAAGGCCUUCUCCACCUGCAGCUCCCACCUCCUGGUGGUGGGCACCUACUACUCAUCCAUUGCCGUAGCCUAUGUGGCCUACAGGGCUGACCUGCCCCUCGACUUCCACAUCAUGGGCAAUGUAGCCUACGCUAUCCUUACACCAAUCCUCAACCCACUCAUUUAUACCCUGAGAAACAAGGAUGUCAAGGCAGCCAUCACCAAAAUUGUGUAUCUCAAAACCCAGGUUGUAACAGGUUCAUUUGAUCUUUAA
Molecule: messenger RNA, 972 nt
Organism: Chinchilla lanigera (long-tailed chinchilla)
Lineage: Eukaryota; Metazoa; Chordata; Mammalia; Rodentia; Chinchillidae
Product: olfactory receptor 2AT4
Exons: 1
Coding region: 1-972 (323 amino acids)
Biological process (GO): G protein-coupled receptor signaling pathway
Cellular component (GO): membrane
Molecular function (GO): G protein-coupled receptor activity; olfactory receptor activity
Source: RefSeq, a predicted model, not a curated record